CGAAGAAAAAAUAUCUCGGAACUAAUGUUAUAGCGUUUUGUUUUGGGGGAAUAAUUACUAAGUGGGACCAACUCGCCUGAUACGGGUUGUAGACUGUCAUUUGGCUUGGGUGCAACCUGGUGAAAGAACUGUCCUGAAGAGGAGUUCCUCUAGAUCUCGGAGGGAAUGUUACUGUCCUCUGCUCUUCGUGAGUGCUGUGCAAAGCACUACGUACAUAGAGCAUUUUGUAAUGCCCAGAAAUGUGUUAAAAGCCUGAAUGUCUGUGGACUAGCAUCCUCCACCAGCCAGCUGUUUGUUAGGAGAAACCCUCAGCAUUUUGCUAAGCAGACACGAGGGGUUAAAACCCACAAGCAUAGGCAACAGGAGGAAUGGAAGCAAAAAAACAAGACCAUCUUGACGUAUAUUGCAGCAGCUGGCGUCGGAAUGAUCGGCAUGUCGUAUGCUGCAGUGCCACUCUACAGACUGUACUGCCAGGCGUCCGGACUGGGAGGCGCAGCAACAGCAGGACACGAUUCAGAUUUAGUGGAGACAAUGCAGCCGGUUAAGGACCGGAUUAUCAAAGUCACCUUCAAUGCCGACACACACGCCAGCCUCCAGUGGAACUUUCGUCCUCAGCAGUCCGAGAUCUAUAUUGUGCCAGGAGAAACUGCACUGGCAUUUUACACAGCCCAGAAUCCCACAGAUAAACCUGUAAUAGGAAUCUCUACAUACAAUGUUGUGCCAUUUGAAGCUGGCCAGUACUUUAACAAGAUUCAGUGCUUCUGCUUUGAGGAACAGAGGUUAAACCCUCAUGAAGAGGUGGACAUGCCUGUUUUCUUUUACAUUGACCCAGAGUUUGAUGAAGAUCCCAGGAUGGCUCGAGUUGACACAAUUACACUUUCCUAUACCUUUUUUGAAGCCAAAGAAGGACAGACAUUACCACUUCCUGGAUACAGUUAAACCAGCAGCACAUGCUGUAUUUUUCAGAGACUUAACAUUUCGAAUAAACCAUAAAGAGAGUGGAAUUAAUGGAAUGAUGAGUUGCUAAAUGUUUUAAAUUAUUUUUACCAGCAUAUUAUCUGUGUUUAGACUGAAGCCAAUUCACAGUGACCAUGUUAUGAUGCUCCAUUUGAAAGACCACUGAAAUGUAGUGAUGUAGAUGAUAUCUUCUACAGUGCAAUAAAUCAACCAGGGACUGAAGAUCGUGAUUCGAAA
This is a messenger RNA of Tachysurus vachellii, 1194 nucleotides long. It is a transcript of the gene cox11, whose product is annotated as cytochrome c oxidase assembly protein COX11, mitochondrial. The record is from RefSeq and is a predicted model, not a curated record. Lineage: Eukaryota; Metazoa; Chordata; Actinopteri; Siluriformes; Bagridae. Gene Ontology annotation, molecular function: copper ion binding. The transcript has 5 exons. The coding region runs from base 166 to 939 and encodes 257 amino acids. Gene Ontology annotation, cellular component: mitochondrial inner membrane.